Cuscuta campestris is the source of this 779-nucleotide messenger RNA. NCBI's taxonomy places the organism in Eukaryota, Viridiplantae, Streptophyta, Magnoliopsida, Solanales, Convolvulaceae. The record is from the annotation of a GenBank genome assembly.
CCUUAUCCAUUUCGCCGGACUUCUUAUUCUAUCCUUUGCUCUGCCCCCACCAUUUUCUUCUUCUUCAAUUCCCCGUCUCUCUCUUGAUUUCUAUCACCGAUUGCUAUUAUGGCAACUUCGUUUCAGUGUUUCAGUGCCACUCCAACCAUCCUUGCCGCAUCGGCUUCGCACGAUCGGACCAAAUCCAAUCCGAACCAUCAGAAACUUGCCGCCCACAGCCCCAGUUGGUGGACCCCCCUUUUCGGGUGGGCUUCGGAUCCAGACUACAUCCAACAAUGUUCGAACGGGCGGCCGGAGACGAGGAGGGUUCCGGCGCAGCCGGAGAAGGAUAGGGUGGGCGGGCACAGGUUCCGACCCGGGUGUUUCACGGAAGAGAAGGCAAAAGAGCUGCGGAAAAUGACCGUAGAAACGUCGACGUUCCAUGACGUGAUGUACCACUCGGCCAUCGCGUCUCGGAAGGCUUUUGACGUCGCCGGACGUCGCCGCAACUGAAUUUGGCCGGAUCGCCGGCCGCCGCUGGAUCAGAUCUGUGUUUAUUACACUACUAUCAAAUUAAAUUAAAGCAUUGCAAGACACGAUUGCGGUUGUAUUGUUGUGAUCUGUUUCUUUCUGCUCCAUACUUUUUUUUUGUUUUAUGUGGAUAGUAUACGCAUUGUAAUUUGGUUUUAAAUGCUUUGAUAGUUAAUGAAAUGAUGAUAAUGGUGGAGAUUGAGUUUUUUCCUUGAUUGUGCAAUUACUGUUUCUUUAUAAAAUUGGCAUAAUAAAAUAUUGAAUUCUUU